AUGUCGGAAUUUGUAAAAACGCGAGAUUCGGCCCUUAAAGCUAUCAAAAGAUACUUGACAAAGAGCCUAGAUGAAACAUUCAUGCUCGACAUAGAUGGCGUCGAGAGUUAUUUAGGGUUAUUGAGUGAGCAAUGGAACCGUUUCAACACCGCUCAAGAUGCCGUGGAAAAUUCGUGUGGAAGUGAAAACGCCGAUGUGGAGGAUAAUGUUCGCGAACAGGCCGAAUCUUGGUAUGCCACGGCUCUGGCAAAUUUUAGGCGUGUGCAGAAAUGUAAAGUUGAUCCUUCAUCGCAACCCAUAACCGCUUCACCCAUUGUUUCUGCAUCCAUACGUCUGCCCAAAAUUGAUCUUCCAACGUUCACUGGCGAUUCCACUGAAUGGACUGCCUUCUAUGACUCCUUCCGUUCAUUAGUUGAUGGCAAUGCUGCCUUGUCAGGGGGGCAGAAGUUGCAUUAUCUACGUAGCUGUUUGAAGGGGGAUGCGCUGAGUAUAAUAAGUGGAUUCCAGAUCAGUGACGCCAACUACGAUGAGGCUUAG
Messenger RNA from Rhagoletis pomonella (apple maggot), 537 nucleotides. RefSeq lists its product as uncharacterized. The record is from RefSeq and is a predicted model, not a curated record. Bases 1 to 537 code for a protein of 178 amino acids. NCBI's taxonomy places the organism in Eukaryota, Metazoa, Arthropoda, Insecta, Diptera, Tephritidae. The transcript has a single exon.